Dama dama (fallow deer) is the source of this 3669-nucleotide messenger RNA. RefSeq names its product interleukin 4 receptor (gene IL4R). Lineage: Eukaryota; Metazoa; Chordata; Mammalia; Artiodactyla; Cervidae. Gene Ontology annotation, molecular function: protein binding; cytokine receptor activity. Gene Ontology annotation, biological process: cytokine-mediated signaling pathway; production of molecular mediator involved in inflammatory response. The record is from RefSeq and is a predicted model, not a curated record. The coding region runs from base 16 to 2646 and encodes 876 amino acids. Gene Ontology annotation, cellular component: membrane; external side of plasma membrane. The transcript is spliced from 10 exons.
UUGCACUGAACGGGCAUGAGAGCAGCUUGGGGGACCCGGCUGGCAGGAGCUGUGAGGAUGCAGUCAAGCUGCCAUUCCUUUGCAGUUUCACGUCACCUAUCUCAGGAUUUGUACCGGAGGGAGAGAGCAGCUGAUUGGCCCAGUCAGGUUUUGUGUCCCACCCAAGACAGAGGCGCUGUAGGAUCUCCCGAUGGGGCGGCUUCUCUCUGUACUCGUGUUCCCAGUGAGCUGCCUAAUCCUAUUGUGGGUGGCCGGUUCUGCUGCUCAGAGGUCUCCUGUGUCUCCCCAGGGAGCAUGAGGGUCCUUCAGGAUCCCACCUGCUUCUCCGACUACAUCACCUUCUCCACCUGUGAGUGGGAGAUGUCCAGACCCACCAACUGCCAGGCCGAGCUCCGCCUGACCUACCAGCUGAACUUUUACUUCUCUGAAAUCAACAAAUGUAUCCCCGAGAACAAAGCAGGUGCGGGGGACACGGUGUGCAUAUGCCAUAUGCUGAUAGAUAACGUGGUCAGAGAAGACACCUACCAGGUGGACCUGUGGGGCGGGGAGCAGCUGCUGUGGAACAGCUCCUUCAAGCCCAGUGAGCAUGUGAAACCGCUGGCCCCCAGAAACCUCACGGUUCAGGCCGACAUCUCCCACACGUGGCUGCUGACAUGGAGCAACCCGUACCCUUCUGAGAACCUCCUGAACUCCGAGCUCUCCUACCUGGUCAACAUCUCAAAUGAAAACGACCCCACAGAUUUCAGAAUCUAUAACGUGACCUACUUGGGGUACAGCCUCCGUGUCACGGCCAGCACCCUGAAAUCUGGAGCUUCCUACAGCGCACGGGUGAAGGCCUGGGCUCAGAGCUACAACAGCACCUGGAGUGAGUGGAGCCCCAGCACCAAGUGGCUUAACUACAAUGGGGAGACCUUGGAACAGCGCCUCCAACUGGGCGUCGGCAUCUCCUGCGUCAUCAUCCUGGCGGUGUGCGUGUCCUGCUAUAUCAGCGUCAUCAAGAUUAAGAAAGAAUGGUGGGACCAAAUCCCCAACCCAGCCCAUAGCCCCCUCGUGGCUGUUGUCAUUCAGGAUUCUCAGAUGCCACUGUGGCGGAAGCGGUCUCGAGGCCAGGAACCAGCCAAGUGCCCACACUGGAAGACUUGUCUUGCCAAGCUCCUGCCCUGUUUACUGGAGCAUGGCAUGGACAGGGAUGAAGACUUCUCCAAGGCUGCUAGAAAUGAGCCUUCCCAGGGUCCUGGGAAAGUAGCCUGGCGCCCCGUGGAGGUCAGCAAGACGAUCCUCCGGCCAGAGAGCAUCAGCGUGGUGCGGUGCGUGGAGCUGUUUGAGGCCCAAGUGGAGAAGGAAGAAGAGGAUGUGGAGGAAGAUAAAGGGAGCUUCUGCUCAUCGCCUGAGAACAGCAGGGGCCUCUUCCAGGAGGGCAGGGAGGACAUCGUGGCCCGGCUGACAGAGAGCAUGUUUCUGCACCUUCUCAGAGAUGAGACUGGGGGCUUUAGUCCACAAGGUGUGGGGGAGUCCUGCCUUCCCCCUUUAGAAAAUGAGAGUGCUCCGAAGCCCUGGGCCGAGUUCCCAAGGGUGGGGCCCCAGGAGGCAUCGUCUGAGGACAAGGAACAGCCUCUGAACCCAGAAUCAAGUCCUCCGGCCACUCCGACCCAGAACCCAGCCGGCCUGGCUCUCCCAGAGAUGCCCGCCAUCAUCUCCGACAACCCCGCUUACCGCAGCUUCAGCACCUUCCUGAGCCAGUCCUUGGGCCCUGGAGAGCUUGACUCAGACCCACAGCUGGCCGAACACCUGGGGGAAGGGGACCCUGACAUCCCCACCGCCCCCCAGCCGGAACCAGAAACCUGGGAGCAGAUCCUGCGUCAGAGGGUCCUCCAGCACAGCGUGGCCCCCGGCCCUACCUUGGCCCCUAGCAGCGGCUACCGGGAAUUUGUGCAGGCGGUGAAGGAGGGCGGUGCCCAGGACAGCGGGCUGGCCAGCUUCGGGCCCUCUGAAGAGGCUGGCUACAAGGCCUUCUCCAGCUUGCUUGCCAGCAGUGACAGCUGCCCCACAACCUCUGGGGUUGAGCCCAGCGGUGAGGAAGGGGGCUACAAACCCUUCCAGAGCCUCGCUUCUGGCUGCCCCGGGACCUCUACCCCCAUUCCCAUCCCCCUGUUUACCUUCGGACUGGACGUGGACCCCCCUCACAGUCCUCAGGACUCAGACUGGCCUGAGUUGGAGCCAGCAGUCAAGGGAGAUGAUGGACGGAAAUCUCUCUUCGCCCCGGUGCUGGCCACGGACCCCCUCAGGGACGACCUGGGCAAUGGCAUCAUCUACUCAGCCCUCACCUGCCACCUGUGUGGCCACCUGAAGCAGUGCCAUGGCCAGGAGGAAGCUGGCAAGGUGCAAAUUGUGGCCAGCCCCUGCUGCGGCUGCUGCUGUGGGGACAGGUCCUCACCCCUGCUGAGUCCUUUGAAGGCCCCGGACUCCCUGGCCCAGGGGGACCCACUGGAGGCCAGCUUCUCUACGGCCUCCCUAGCACCCUUGGGUGUCUCAGAGGAGGGGAAGUGCCCUCUGUUCAAUGCCCCCAGCCAUGCCCAGAGCUCAGGCCAGACUCCUGCAGUGGCGGCUGUGCUCUCCCCAGGGCCCACAUGCAUGGACGCUUCCUAGGUGCGUGCCUGUUCCUUGCUAAAGCCUGCAGGGGAGAGGGGGCCUUAAUCAGGCCUGCGAAAUGCCUCCCCCGGAAGGCCGCCAGGCUGGCAGAGUUUCAGAAGACUCUGGGAACUUUGGAAUGAAGUUGUCAGACGCUGGGUCUACAGGGACCGGACACCCCUUGCUCCCCUCACUGACCUGGGCUCGCCACCUACCAUGGGAGUGGGGGGCUCCAGGCAGCUGUGCCCACAGAGGCACCUGCAGUCAUCUGGAGAUUCCCCGGGAACCUUGGCUUGUGCACAAGCUGUUGGCCACUUCAUUGGUUCACAGCUGCACCAGCGGACUACCCCUGUCACACUCAAGGCAUCUUCUGUUGCUCUGUUACCCAGUUCUUGCCCAGACUCUAGAGUAGCUACCAUCAUCUCUCUAGAUUGGAUGCUGAGCCUAGAAACUCAUCAAGCCAACAGGGGAAUUGACAUGGGAGGCCUUGGGAAAUUGAGGUCCAGGAAGGGUGGUCUGCCCAGAGAUGUCUAUUCAUUCAACAGAAGUUGACGCUGGGGGCAAGGUCUGAGCUGCAGAGGGGAGUUUAAUUAAGCAGAGUUAACCAAGGACAUGAUAAAUUGUGAUUCCUGAGACGUGACAGCUUGUGGCCAGCUUCCCACGCAAGUCUGGGAUUCCUGUUAAGCAUUGGAUCCCCAGAAGAAGCAUGCCUUGCGACCUUGGGGCAGAUGUGUGCCCCCAUGGAUGCCGUUGCUGUCAUCACUGAUUCAGAAGGGGUGGCUCAGGCGCCCUGAUCCAGCGAGCUGGGGCAACCAAGACGCUGAUACCAGGCACAUCACCCGCACAUCAUCAACUCCCACCUCAAGUUGAGGAAUGCUUGUUUGUGUGCAUCUCAAAAUUUAUUUCAUCACUCGGUGUUGUGUUUGCUGAGGAGGGUGGAAUGGGAAGAGACAGAGUUUUGUAUAAAUAAAGGUUCUUUAUCUCCUUCCCCUCUCCCCUGCUCCCCAACCCCACCAUUUAUUAAACAAACAUCCUGCCAGG